This is a messenger RNA of Actinia tenebrosa (Australian red waratah sea anemone), 1273 nucleotides long. RefSeq names its product kelch-like protein 12. The record is from RefSeq and is a predicted model, not a curated record. Gene Ontology annotation, molecular function: protein binding. NCBI's taxonomy places the organism in Eukaryota, Metazoa, Cnidaria, Anthozoa, Actiniaria, Actiniidae.
UUGUUCACAAUUAAAUUGUUGGAAGCUUCGGGUUACAAUCAGUUCCCCGGGAAAUCUUUGCAAUUUAAUACUGAAUAGAUUAAUAUUAUAUAAUUGGUAGGGAAGUCGAAGGAAUGAGUUUGGACUUAUAUCGUUAUAUCUGAUAUAUCUGAUUAUCUCUUAAGUCAAUUUCUCUUACAAAUUUUCAAACUGGUUGAAUUGGAGCUCGAAUUCAUUAGUUUGAAGUGAAGACUUCAAAAAGAUGGCACAGUCGAAAAGCAAUAAUGAUGAAGGUUACGACUUUUCAACUCCUCAACACUUCAGUGAUUUGGUGCUCGUCGUCGAAAACACCAAGUUUAACGUCCAUAAAUGCGUUCUUUCGAUGUCUUCUCCCGUGUUUGAGAAAAUGCUUACGUUAGAUUUCCUUGAAAAGGACGCCAAGCAAAUAGAUCUACCAGGGAAGAAAAGAGCUGAAUUUGGUGCUUUUCUAAGAGUGAUUUACGCAGACGUAAUUUCCCAAGGAAAGCAAACCAACGAUCUUCUUCAUUCUAAGCAAAUAUUUAAUACAUUUGCAGAGGAAAACUAUGAGUUUCUCCUCCAAAUUGCUGAAGAAUACCAAGUCAAUAAAGUAAAACAUCUGUGCUGCAAGUUUUUAAUCUCAAACGUUGAAGAAUCCAAUUGUCUUGGGAUUUAUAAAGUAGCGGAAUCCUACAACCUUGAAGAUGUCAUGGAAAAGUGUGCAGAAGUGGCAUCUCGCAAACCUCGCUGGGUUUUGGAAAGUUCUGAGGAGUUUCGUGGAUUAAAAAAAGAGAAUCAGAAGAUGGUAUUUGCCAAACAAGACAGAUAUUUUGAUGAAUCUUUAAAGAAAUGCAAAAGAAAUGAAGACCAGGAGCCAGCACCUUCUUCUAUUAGAGAAUCACUUCGAUAAACUGAUAAACUAGCUAAAGAGCCGCGUUGCAAGAAAAACCUUGAUUCUUUCACCUUCAAAAGACACAAAAUUCCAUUUAUCAGUAAGCAAUGCGUUUAAUUUAGUUUUAUGGCUUGUCCUAUGCAGCUCUGAACCUUAUUAUCUACUGUGUAYCGAAUWRAAUUUUUUAGUGUGAACUUUUCUCUGAGCAUCCAUGUAAACCUUGCAAGAGAAGAAACAACGAGACUAAUGGAGGGUUGUUCAAAGAAGUACUUUAUGAUUGGGAACUUGCAAAAUGUAAUGCUUGAACAAACUGACAAAAAUGAUAAUUUUAGAGAGUCUUGUUUGUAAUAAUAUGCUGUAAUAAAUCUUCAAUUUAUUUAUUUA